Gopherus flavomarginatus (Mexican gopher tortoise) is the source of this 908-nucleotide messenger RNA. RefSeq names its product zinc finger MYND domain-containing protein 15-like. The coding region runs from base 117 to 449 and encodes 110 amino acids. Lineage: Eukaryota; Metazoa; Chordata; Testudines; Testudinidae. The transcript has 2 exons. The record is from RefSeq and is a predicted model, not a curated record.
GGUCAGGGCCGAAAACAUGCCGCUUCUAAGCUGAGCUGCAUGCAAUUUUAGGGGGCUGCGCCACCACUACCCCACCCCUGUCCGUGGAUUCCAAGGUGGGGGUUGUAAUCUCAACCAUGGCUGAGGAUUCUGCGGAGGGGGAAGAUGAGGAGGAGGAGGAGGAGGAGGAGGAAGAGGAGGACUACCUUGCAGCAAGCACACAGCACUCCGUUAGCCCCAACAGCCAGGAGCUUUUUGUGACCCAGACGGAAUUACCCUCCCAGCCCUCCCAAGCCAUUAGCCCAGACAGUGAAGCCAUGGAAGCGACCUCUGCUGCACAGUUUUCAAGCCUCCCUACUCCAUCCCAAAGGCUAUCUCAGAUAAGGCGGAAGAAAAAGAAGACGCGAGACGAAAUGUUCUCGGAAAUCAUGGAAGUAACCCGCAAUGAAAGAGCUCAUCUGAAUGAGUAGAAGGACGUAGUAGCAAAGUACAGGAAAGAUGCCAGUGAAUGUAAGGACAGAAGGAACCAACAGGAGGAUAGGAGGGACCAACGUGAAGAUAGGAGAGAUGCUCGAGAUGAGAGGUGGUGGCAGGAAGAUCAGAGGUGUAGGCAGGAAGAUCAGCGGUGGCGGGAUGCAACGCUGGAGCUGCUGCGUGAUCAAACUGAUAUCCUCCGACGUCUGGUGGAGCUUCAGGAAGAGCAGCGGGGUCACAGAGUGCCGCUGCAGCCCCUGUGUAACCACCCUCACCAUGUUCCAUAUCCUCCUCACCCAGAUGUGUAAGAAAGCGUGAGGGAAGGCUUCGUGCACCCGCCCACUCCACCCCCGUGGACAGUCCAACCAAAAGGCUGUCAUUACAUUGAAAUGUGUUUAAUGGCCUUUUCCUUCCCUCCUAUCCUCCUCCCAAACCACACCCAGUAUACCUUGUCA